Molecule: messenger RNA, 839 nt
Organism: Eremomyces bilateralis CBS 781.70
Lineage: Eukaryota; Fungi; Ascomycota; Dothideomycetes; Eremomycetales; Eremomycetaceae
Exons: 1
Coding region: 157-585 (142 amino acids)
Source: RefSeq, a predicted model, not a curated record
AAUAUUUAAGAACAACAGAUUCCCCCGUCGAGAUGGAUUUUGGAUAGCAUCAGUGCACAGCAAUAUCAACAACGCAUCAAAUCUUCAAACUUUCCGGUCACUCGCUUCAAACGUACUUUAAUCUUCAACCCAUCCUCAAAUCUAUCCCCCAUCAAAAUGAAGUUCCUCGGCUCCCUCGUCACCCUCUCCGCCCUCGCGGCCACCACCACCGCCCUCCAAUCCAUCUACGUCGGCACCCGCUCGGCCGACUACGUUAAGGGCGGCCGCUACGUCGUCUGGUUCUCCGACUCGGACGUCUGCAAGCAGGGCGUGACCUACGGCUACCCCGGCUACGGCGUGGAUGUCUGCGACUACGACUUCACGCUGCUCGGCCAUCCGGACAUCGAGUUCACCGGCUGCUACCCGGCGCCCCAUGGGGAUAACCCCACGGGGGUCAAGGACGGCGACGCGGCGGCCUUGACGUGCAGUGCGGACGGUGCGGACGGACCGCUCGGACCGGAUCUAUCGACCGUCAAGAUCCAGUGUCCUGGCGACUCCCAGUCUGCAAACGGAUACGAGGUCGAGCUCAGGAGGUAUUGCAAGUAAAUGGCUCGGAGGAUGGGAUCGCAACGCGGCAUCGAGAAGCAUUCUAAAGGCGUUCAGAACGAAUGGGCCCGAUGGAAAUAGACUUGAGGUGUUUGCUUGAGCAUUCGAAAUUGCCAUUCAACGAGGGAUCCGCGCGGUUUGGCCACCGUUUAAUCAUACCAUUCCUUUGAGCAUUAUUACAAUUCAUGAAAUACGAUUUAUGACUUUAUAACAUGCCCCUCUGAGAAGACUUGGGUGAGAUCGUUAGAAAAACG